This is a messenger RNA of Plasmodium falciparum 3D7, 9360 nucleotides long. RefSeq names its product erythrocyte membrane protein 1, PfEMP1. The coding region runs from base 1 to 9360 and encodes 3119 amino acids. Gene Ontology annotation, biological process: regulation of transcription by RNA polymerase II; regulation of DNA-templated transcription. Gene Ontology annotation, cellular component: nucleus; membrane. The transcript is spliced from 2 exons. The record is from RefSeq and is a predicted model, not a curated record. NCBI's taxonomy places the organism in Eukaryota, Apicomplexa, Aconoidasida, Haemosporida, Plasmodiidae. Gene Ontology annotation, molecular function: zinc ion binding; DNA-binding transcription factor activity, RNA polymerase II-specific; host cell surface receptor binding.
AUGGGGAAUGCAAUACCAGCGACUCCGGAUCCAAUUUUUAUAAAUGAAAGUUACAAGAGUGCCAGAAAUGUUUUGGAAAAUGUUGCAAGACUUAUAAAAGCGAAAGCAACAAAAGAUGUAAAAAGACAUAGAAACGUUUUGAAAGGAAAUUUGAGAAAUGCCAAAUUUUAUCACCCUUUUUCUAAAGAAAGACCUUACUAUAAAAGUGCCUGUGAUCUUGAUUAUAGGUUUCAUUCGAACAUAUGGAGUGGAGACAAUACAUAUAGACAUCCCUGUGCAGGUAGGAACAGAAAUCGUUUUUCAUAUGAAGGUGAAGCAGAAUGUCGUAUUAGUAGAAUAACUGGUAAUAAAACGGAACAUGGUGCAUGUGCUCCUUAUCGCAGGAGGCAUUUAUGUGAUUAUAUUUUUCAUCAGGUAAAUGAUAAUUAUAUAAAAACGUCUGAUGAUUUAUUGGGAAAUUUGUUAGUUACAGCAAAAUAUGAAGGUGAAUCUAUUGUGAAUAGUUAUGCAAAUAGCGGAAUGUUCAAUGUAUGUACUGCCCUUGCACGAAGUUUUGCAGAUAUAGGAGAUAUUAUCAGAGGAAAAGAUCUUUAUCUUGGAAAUGGUGAUUAUAAAGAAAAAGUAUCAAAUAAUUUAAGAGCAAUUUUUAACAAAAUAUAUGAGAAUUUAAAUGAUCCUAAAUUAAAGAAGCACUACCAAAAAGACGCUCCAAAUUAUUAUAAAUUAAGGGACGAUUGGUGGAAUGCGAAUAGAGAAGAUGUAUGGAAAGCCUUAACAUGCAAUGCACCAUAUGAAGCUCAAUAUUUCAUAAAACCAAGCGAUAAAGAACACUCAUUUUCAAGUGAAUAUUGUGGUCAUUAUAAAAACGGUGAUCCACUUACCAAUUUAGAUUACGUCCCUCAAUUUUUAAGAUGGUUUGAGGAAUGGGCAGAAGAGUUUUGUAGAAUAAAAAAAAUUAAAUUAGAAAAUGUUAAAAACGCGUGUCGUGAUGAGAAAAAGAGAAAAUAUUGUAGUCUUAAUGGAUUUGAUUGUACGCAAACAAUUUGGAAAAAAAAAGUUUUCGGUAGAGGUAAUGAUUGUACUAACUGUUCGUUUAAAUGCUUUCCUUAUGAAAUUUGGUUAGGCAAUCAACGAGAAGCAUUUCGUAAACAAAAAGAAAAAUAUGCAAAGGAAAUAGAAGCAUAUGUAACUAACAGAGGUAUACCUAAAAGUAGUAUUAAUAACGGAUAUUAUAAAGAUUUUUAUAAUAAACUUAAGGAAAAGACAUAUAACACAGUGGACGAAUUUAUAAAUUUAUUAAAUGAAGGAAGGUAUUGCAAAAAACAAAAACCAGAAGAGGAGAAUAUUGAUUUUAUUAAGACUGGUGAAAAAGGGACAUUUUAUCGCUCAGAUUAUUGCCAAGUAUGUCCCGAUUGUGGUGUCGAUUGUUCUAGUGGAACAUGUAUAGAAAAGAAGGAUGAUAUCAAUUGUGGAAAAAAGAUAAAUUAUGAACCUCCACAUGGUGUGAAGCCUAUUGACAUUAUUGUCCUUUAUAGUGGUAAUGAAGAAGGUGAAAUAACAAAAAGAUUAAGUGAAUUUUGUACGGAUUCAUCUAAUAACAAGGGUAAAAACUAUGAACAAUGGAAAUGCUAUUAUAAAAAUGGUGACGAUAAUAAAUGUAAAAUGGUUAAAAAUAGUGGAAACAAUAUAACCGAGGAAAAAAUAAUAUCAUUUGAUGAAUUCUUUUAUGUGUGGGUUAGAAAAUUAUUAAUAGACAGUAUAAAGUGGGAAAACGAACUUAAUAAUUGUAUAGAUAAUACAAGCACGCAUUGUAAUAAAGAAUGUAACAAAAAUUGUGAAUGUUUUGACAAAUGGGUGAAAAAAAAAGAAGAUGAGUGGAAAAAUGUGAAGAAUGUAUUCGAAAAUAAAAACGGAACAUCGCAUAAUUAUUAUAAUAAACUUAAUGGUCUUUUUAAAGGUUUUUUUUUUGAAGUUAUGGAUAAGCUUAACAAAGAUGAAACCAAAUGGAAUAAACUUAUCGAAAGUUUAAGAACCAAAAUUGAUUCUUCCAAGGAGAAUAUAGGUACAGGAAAUACACAAGAUACAAUAAAAGUGUUGUUAGAUCACUUAAAAGAAACUGCAACAAUAUGCAAAGACAAUAAUACAAACGAAGCAUGUGAAACUUCAAGGAAUCGCAAAACAAACCCGUGUGCUAAACCUCAUGGUAAGAAACUUGCGACUGUGAAACAAAUCGCACAAUAUUAUAAACGCAAGGCAUAUAUACAAUUGAAUGAGCGCGGUAGUAGAAGUGCUUUGAAAGGGGAUGCGUCACAAGGUCAAUAUGAUCGUGGAGGUAAAGCAGAUGACUUCAAGACAAAAUUAUGUGAAAUAAAUGAAAAGCAUUCGAAUGCUCGCAGUAAUUCACUAAAUCCAUGUAAUGGAAAAGAUAAUAAUAAAGUAAGGUUUAAUGUAGGAACACCAUGGCAGAGUGGGGAAAAAAUAGCUACAGCAACUGAUGUUUAUUUACCACCACGACGUCAACAUUUUUGUACAUCAAACUUGGAAUAUUUAAUUAAUGGUGGUCAUCAAGCAAUUCUGAAUGUUAAAAAUGGAAAGAUUAAUCAUUCCUUUUUGGGAGAUGUACUUCUGGCAGCAAAGUACCAAGCACAACAUACAAUGAAGGACUAUAAAUCUAAAAAUGACAAGGAAGGUAUAUGUCGAGCCAUACGUUACAGUUUUGCCGAUAUAGGUGAUAUAAUUAAAGGAACAGAUUUAUGGGAUAAAGAUGGUGGAGAGAUUAAAACACAAAAUCAUUUGGUGACAAUAUUUGAUAAAAUUAAAGCGCAACUUCCUAAAGACAUCAAAGGAAAAUAUACCGGAACCAAACAUUUAGAAUUACGUAAAGACUGGUGGGAAGCAAAUCGUGAUCAAGUGUGGAAGGCGAUGCAGUGUGGCAACGACAACCCAUGUAGUGGUGAAAGUGAUCAUACACCGCUACAUGACUACAUCCCUCAAAGGUUACGCUGGAUGACAGAAUGGGCCGAAUGGUAUUGCAAGGAGCAGUCAAGGUUGUAUGACAAGUUGAAGGUGUGUGAGGAGUGUAUGAGAAAAGGGGAAUCAUGUACGAAAGGGAGUGGUGAGUGUGCAACGUGCAAGGAAGCAUGUGAAGAAUAUAAUAAAGAAAUAAAAAAAUGGGAACAACAAUGGGAUGCAAUAUCAUACAAAUACCUAAUGUUAUACGCAAAAGCACGAAUUACUGCUAUUAAUGGUGGUCCUGGGUAUUAUAAUACGGAAGUACAGGAGGAAGACAAACCUGUCGUUGACUUUUUGUACAAUUUAUAUCUACAAAAUGGUGGCAAAAAAGGUCCCCCUCCUGACACUCAUCGUGUUAAAGCUCUUAUCGCACGUGUUAAACGUGAUGCCGCACGUAAUCGUGUUAAACGUGCUGAUGGUAGUAGUGCCACUAGGGUAACCGCCACCACCACGAUCACCCCCUACAGCACCGCUGCCGGCUAUAUUCAUCAAGAAGCACAUAUUGGUGAUUGUCAGAAACAAACACAAUUUUGUAAAAACAAAAAUGGUAGUGACGUUAGUGAUACAGAGGCCGAUCCCACUUAUGCCUUUAGGGAUAAACCACAUGAUCAUGAUACAGCAUGUAAAUGCAAGGACAGACAGCCGGAAUUAGUAACGGAAAAAAAAAAAGAUGAUGAAGGCGAAGAACAAGAAGACGAACCACCAAAACCAAAACCUCCUUCUACUCCAAAUCCGUGUGUUCGUAAAGACCAGAGUGGUACUCAUAUCGUGAGUGUGGAGGACGUGGCGCAAGGGAUGCAACGGGAAACACACGAUCGUGUAACGAAGGUACCUGGUUUGACAGCAGAUGCAAAACUAGGUCAAUAUUACCAAAACGGUAAAGUAAAUACGUUGAAUAAUGAAUGUGAUAUAAGUCUCGAACAUUCCAAUCGUAAUACUAGUCGUUCACAACGGCCAUGUUAUGGAAAAGAUGGCUAUGAUAAGAUGUUUAAGAUAGAAAACGGAUGGAAAAGUGGGACAGACAUAAAUAAAAAACACCCACAUGAUGUUUUCUUGCCUCCAAGACGUGAACAUUUUUGUACUUCCAACUUGGAACAUUUGAAUACUAAUGUCAGCGGACUUACAGGACCUAAUGCUAUCCACUCUCUAUUGGGGGAUGUGUUACUUGCUGCGAAAAAAGAAGCAGGAUUCAUAGAAGAGAAAUAUAAGAAACCAAUAACUCCAGAGGGAUUUAAGGAAAAUGUAACUAUGUGUCGAGCAAUAAAAUAUAGUUUUGCUGAUCUAGGUGAUAUAAUUAAAGGAACAGAUUUAUGGGAUGGAAAUGGUGGGGAAAAAAAUACACAAAGUAAUUUGGAAACAAUAUUUGGUAAAAUUAAAGACAACCUGGGCAAGAGUGUCGAGAAUUAUAAAGAUGACAGCUACCCAUAUAUAAAAUUGAGAUCCGACUGGUGGUCUGCUAACCGUGACAAAGUUUGGAAAGCUAUGACAUGUCCACAAAAUGGUAUCAAGUGUGAUAAAGAUCCACCACUUGAUGAUUACAUCCCUCAAAGAUUAAGGUGGAUGACAGAAUGGGCAGAAUGGUAUUGUAAAUAUCAGGCAGAGGCGUAUAAGACACUACAGAAGGGGUGUGAUGAGUGUAAGAAUAAAAGUAAAAAAUGUGAAAAAGAUAAACCUCAGUGUAAGAAUUGCACGAAAGCAUGUGAUGAAUAUUGGAAAAAAAUUGAAAAAUGGGAAAAUCAAUGGACAAAAAUAAAAGAAAAAUACGAACAAUUAUAUCAAAAAGCAGAAAAAAAUGAUGGUGAUACUUCUAGUGGUACUGAUGAUGUCAAAGAAGAGAAUGAUGUCGUUGCAUUUUUGUCACAAUUAUACGAAAAAAAUAAAGGAUCUAAUACCAUAUAUUCUACUGCUGCAGGAUAUAUUCAUCAAGAAGCACAUAUUGGUGAUUGUAAGGAACAACACGUUUUUUGUGAUAAAAAAAAUGGCGAUAAACCAACUAAUGGUGAAGAAAAAGUGGACAACGAGAAAUAUGCUUUUAAACAUCCUCCACAUGAGUACGAAGUUGCGUGUAAGUGUGAAACAAACAAGAAACCGGAAGCACCUCCACCUCCACCUCCACCUCAACCACCUCCACCUCCUCCUCAACCAGCGAGACCUGCUGAAGACCAAAUUGAGCAUGAUCAUAGAGCAAGAUCAGAUGGUGGCCAACGCCAACGCCCACUACCACUACCACCUGUACAACAACCACCUGUACAACAACCACCUGUACAACAACCACCUGCACAACCACCACAACAACCACCACAACAACCACCACAACCACCACCACCAGCACCCGAAGGUGGUGGUCUCGGUCGCUCUUUACCACGAGCUGACAGAAAUGGCGAAAUUACCGACUCCGAAGAGGAGGAGGAGGAGGAAAAGGAAACGCCAAAGGUGGACGAGGAAACCGUCGAGGAGGAAACGACAAAGGAGGAGGAAAAGGCACCACAAGACCAGGAGGCGGAAAACCCGGACACCAAGGUGGAGGACAAGGUGGAGGGGUCGGGACCAAAAGAGGGGGAGGCACCACCAAAAGUAGACGGGGUGAAGCCGGCUUGUGACAUAGUGGCAACACUAUUUAAUGACACAAACAAAUUUAAAGACGCUUGUACCCUCAAAUAUGGCCCAAAGGCACCCACAAGUUGGAAAUGUGUUCCUACCACAAGUGGUGGUAGUGGUGUUACAACCACUGCCGGUAGUAGUGUUACAACCACCCCACCUAGUAAUAGUGGUGCCAUAUGUGUGCCACCCAGGAGACGACGAUUAUAUGUAAAGGAUUUAGAAAAAAUUGGUGAUGGUGAAGUAACACAAGUACAAUUACGAGAUGCUUUUAUUAAAUGUGCUGCUAUUGAAACUUUUUUUUCUUGGCAUAAAUUUAAAAAAGAUAAAGAAAAAAAAAAGAAGCCACAACAACAACAUGCAUUACAUCCAUUAUUCGUCCAAGACGACGACGAGGAAGAAGAAGAAGAAGAACAGGAAAAUCCCCAAGAGCAGUUAAAACGUGGUAAAAUCCCUGAUGAUUUUUUGCAUCAAAUGUUCUAUACAUUUGGAGACUAUAAGGAUAUACUUUUUGGGAAGGAUAUGGGUAAUGAUGUGGGUGAUGUAGAAAAUAAUAUAAAUAAGAUUCUCCCAAAUAAUAGUGCAAAAAGUGCUAAUGGCCAUUCACGUCAAGAAUGGUGGAAAAAAUAUGCUGAAGAUAUCUGGAAAGGGAUGGUUUGUGCGUUAUCACAUUCUGUGAGUGCAAGUGACAAAGACAGUAUGCAAAAAAACCUUACCGAUAAAUAUAAGUACAAAGAAGUUAAAUUCACUUCUAAAAGUAGCAAACAUAAUAUCCCUUUGUCCGAGUUCGAAAAGAAACCUCAAUUUAUACGAUGGUUUGAAGAAUGGACUGAAGACUUUUGUCGUAAACGAACAUAUAAACUGAAAAAGGCUAAACAGGAAUGUCGUGGAAAAGAGGAAGGUGACAAAUAUUGUGAUGGUGAUGGUUAUGAUUGUACUGAUAAAGAUAAAUUACGUAAUAAAUCUUUUAUAUAUUUACAAUGUUCAGGUUGUCAGAAAGAAUGCAUAAAAUAUAAAAAAUGGAUAGUAAACAAAAGAAAUGAAUUUAAUAAGCAAAAAAAGAAAUUCGAAAACGAAAUUAAAACUGUUAAUGGUACAAAUGAGGAUAAAUAUGAUGAAGAAGUUUAUAAAAAUCCCAAACUAAUGUACCCUUUAUUCAAUGAUUUUGUAUCAAAGUUAAAUGAAAGUCCGUAUUGUAUUAACAGUAAUGUAGAAGAUAAAAUAGAUUUUAAUAAAAAUGGGGAAACUUUUGGCUCAUCACAAUAUUGCAAAGCAUGUCCUGUUUAUGGUGUUAAUUGUAAGAACAGUAAACACAAAUGUCUACCUAUUAGUAUAGAAAAAUAUAAUAGCACAAAAAGUAGUAGAGGGGAAAAUAAUGACGAUAAGACCCCUAGUAUUAUUGAAGUAUUGAUGUUAGAUCGAAAAGGAGAUAAUAAGAAUAAUGUUUUUAUUAAUGAUUGUAAGAAUGCGGGUUUUUUUGAAGAUGCGAGCUUUCAAAAAUGGAACUGCCAAAAAAAGAAUGGAGUAGAUCAGUGUAAACUUACAGAAUUUGACGACAAUAUGGAUGAUGAUAAAGAAAUGGAAUUUAAUGUUUUUUUUCAGCGUUGGUUAAGAUAUUUUGUAUACGAUUAUAAUAUAUUGAAGGACAAAAUUAAAGCAUGUGUAAUAACUAAAGAUGAAAAAUCAAAUAAAUGUAUUAAUGGAUGUAAAGGUAAAUUGGAAUGUGUAGAAAAAUGGUUAAAUAAAAAAUCUACAGAAUGGGGAGAUAUAAAAGAGCAUUAUAAAAAAAAUCCAAAAUUUGUUAAUGAGAGUAUUCCUUAUUUGGUUAAAAGUUAUUUUGAUCAGAUAUACUUUGACAAGGAUUCCACUAAAGCCAAAGAAGUCGUUGAAGAGGAAACAGAAAGAAUUAAAUUAUGGGGAUGUACUGGUCCAAAUAAUUGCAAUGAGCAAGAGCAAAGUAAGAAUGAAGAUUUUAUAACAAAUUUAAUUGAAAAGCUUAAAAACAAAAUUGAUAUAUGUAAAGCCCAACCUGAUGGACCUGAUGAAAAUUGUCUUCCAUUCCCCUCCGACCCCGAGCCUGAACCUGAGGAGGAUCCAGACACAUCUAUCACAUCUUCACCUCCGGAUUUUUGUAAAAAUCUUAAUACACCAGAUGGAGAGAAAUCACCGAUAGAUACAGAGGAAUCGGCCGUACCAGUAGAUCAUGAUGUAACCAAAGAAGAAGAAGAAGAAAAAGAGGAGGAAAAAGAUAAAGGAGAUGAGGAAGAAGAAGAAGAAGAAGAAGAAGAAGAUGAGGAAGAAGAAGAAGAAGCAGAAGAAGAGGAAUUAGAUGAUGAGAUUCAUGAUGACGACUCCGAUUCAAAAACAGAGGAUGAAGAUCAAGAUGAACUUGAUCCAGCAGGACCAUUAUCACCUUCAGAGCCACGACCAAAACGAUUGUCACGAGAAUUUCCAUCCACCCAAUUAAAAAAUGCCAUGUUAUUUUCUACCAUCCUCUGGAUGGUAGGUAUCGGUUUUGCGGCGUUCACUUAUUUUUUUCUAAAGAAAAAACCGAAAUCACCUGUUGACCUCUUACGUGUACUUGACAUCCAUAAAGGUGAUUAUGGAACACCUACCUCGAAAUCAUCCAAUAGAUAUAUCCCCUAUGUUAGUGAUCGAUAUAAAGGCAAAACAUAUAUUUAUAUGGAAGGAGAUACUAGUGGAGAUGACGAUAAAUAUAUGUUUCUUUCUGAUACUACUGAUGUAACUUCAUCAGAAAGUGAGUAUGAAGAAUUGGAUAUUAAUGAUAUAUAUGUACCAGGUAGUCCUAAAUAUAAAACAUUGAUCGAAGUGGUACUAGAACCAUCAAAAAGAGAUAUACCAAGUGAUGAUAUACCUAGUAGUGAUACACCUAUGAAUAAAUUUACUGAUGAGGAAUGGAAUGAACUGAAACAGGAUUUUGUAUCACAAUAUAUACAAAGUGAACCACUGGAUGUACCACAAUAUGAUGUAUCAACAGAGUUACCAAUGAAUAUAGUAGGUAAUGUUUUAGAUGAUGGUAUGGAUGAAAAACCUUUUAUUACUUCUAUUCAUGAUAGAAAUUUAUAUAGUGGGGAUGAAAUUAGUUAUAAUAUUAAUAUGAGUACUAACACUAAUAAUGAUAUUCCAAAAUAUGUAUCAAAUAAUGUAUAUUCUGGUAUAGAUUUAAUUAAUGACACAUUAAGUGGUAAUCAACAUAUUGAUAUAUAUGAUGAAUUAUUGAAACGAAAAGAAAAUGAAUUAUUUGGAACAAAUUAUAAGAAAAAUACAUCAAAUAACAAUGUAGCUAAAUUAACAAAUAGUGAUUCAAUUAUGAACCAAUUAGAUUUAUUACAUAAAUGGUUAGAUAGACAUAGAGAUAUGUGUGAGAAGUGGAAUACCAAGGAGGAAUUAUUAGAUAAAUUGAAUGAAGAAUGGAAUAAGGAAAAAGAUGGAGGUAAUGUACCAAGUGAUAGUAACAAAAGGUUGAAUACCGAUGUUUCUAUACAAAUAGAUAUGGAUGAUGGAAAACCAAAGAAGGAAUUUAGUAAUAUGGAUACUAUCUUGGAUGAUAUGGAACAUGAUAUAUAUUAUGAUGUAAAUGAUGAAAACCCAUCUGUGAAUGAUAUACCUAUGGAUCAUAAUAAAGUAGAUGUACCAAAGAAAGUACAUGUUGAAAUGAAAAUCCUUAAUAAUACAUCCAAUGGAUCCUUGGAACCAGAAUUUCCUAUAUCGGAUGUAUGGAAUAUAUAA